This is a messenger RNA of Lycium ferocissimum, 1572 nucleotides long. RefSeq lists its product as uncharacterized. Bases 73 to 1572 code for a protein of 499 amino acids. Lineage: Eukaryota; Viridiplantae; Streptophyta; Magnoliopsida; Solanales; Solanaceae. Gene Ontology annotation, molecular function: acetylglucosaminyltransferase activity. The record is from RefSeq and is a predicted model, not a curated record. The transcript is spliced from 3 exons.
UAGUUAACCUAUAGUAGUUGUGUUCUUUGAUCAUUUUCAAAAAAGCUCAAAAUUAACCUAGCAAUAGGAAGAAUGUCAUUAGAAAAAAGUACUACUAUUGAUUCCUCAAAUAAGGCCAUUAUCCUAGAUAUUAAACAGAAAACUUUGUCCAACAACUUGUUCUGGAAUGGAAUUUUAUGCAAAUCCCUAGUAUUUUUUACCCUAAUUCUAUAUCUAGUCUACUUUUUCUUGUCCAAUCAUCCAUGUUGUCAAUCAUCAUCCCUAUUAUUCUUCAACAUCAAGUCAUCAAAACAAUACUAUUACUCCAAUAAUAAAACCAAUAUUAGCCACUUAGUUUUUGGAAUUGCAGCCUCAUCAAACACAUGGGGAAACAAAAGAUGGUACAUAAAUUCUUGGUGGAAGCCAAAUAUAACUAGGGGAUAUGUUUUCUUGGAUAGAACCCCAAACGAGCACCUACCAUGGCCUAUUUCCUCACCUCCUUUUAGGAUUUCUAGUGACAAUUCGCGAUACGUGCCUUACAACAAACACAGGAUGCCAUUCGCGAUUAGAAUGGUGAGAGUGAUUGAGGAGACAUUCGCGGAAAACCAUGGCCCGGGUAUCAAGUGGUACGUUAUGGCUGACGAUGACACUGUGCUAAUGAUUGACAAUUUGGUCAACGUGCUUUCGAAGUAUGAUCACACAAAGUACUAUUAUGUUGGGAUGAAUUCAGAGUGUAUUGUGAGUAAUUUUGGGAUGUCAUUUCAAAUGGCAUUUGGUGGUGCUGGUUAUGCUUUGAGUUAUCCUUUAGCACAAGCUGUGGCUAAGAACAUGGAUACAUGUAUAAAGAGGUAUCCAACUUUGUAUGGAAGUGACCACAUUUUACAAGCAUGUAUAGCUGACUUAGGAGUCACCAUUACACUAGAAAAAGGGUUUCAUCAGAUCGACUUGCGAGGCGACAUAUCCGGCUUUUUAUCGGCUCAUCCUCAAUCACCAUUCCUAUCACUCCAUCACCUUGACUUAGUAGCUCCAAUUUUCCCUUCAAUGAACCGUUACGACGCGGUUAACCAUCUAAUGAAAGCAGCAAGUGUUGAUCAAUCUCGACUAUUGCAACAAAGUACAUGUUACAACAAUAGACACAACUGGACAUUUUCAGUGUCAUGGGGCUAUUCAGUGCAAAUUUAUGACAAAAUUCAGUCACAAAGUUUUCUUGAAAGGCCAAUUGAGACAUUUGGUGAAUGGAGGAAAGGAGCAUGGCCACCUUACAUGUUUAAUGUAAGAGGAUUAAAGAGUAAUAAAAAUGGAAAUUCUUGUGGUGAAGUUCCAAAUGUUUUGUUCUUUGAUAAUGUGGAAGGGACUAGGUUGAAUCAUAUUGUUACUACAUAUGUCAAGAAAAGUCCACGGGGUUGUGGCUCGAUUGGUAAUGAUGAUCAUUCUAUUGAUGGGGUCUUGAAAAUUCGUGUGUUUUCUCCUAUGUACAAGCUUCAUGUUGGAGAUGGUAAUAGAAGAGAAUGUUGUGACAUUGUGCAACCAAUUGGAAUGGAUUCAAUGGCCAUCAAACUUAGGACUUGUAUGAAAUCUGAAACUAUUGCCUAA